Penicillium odoratum is the source of this 1218-nucleotide messenger RNA. Its product is annotated as FAD-dependent oxidoreductase. The record is from RefSeq and is a predicted model, not a curated record. Bases 1 to 1218 code for a protein of 405 amino acids. The transcript has a single exon. Gene Ontology annotation, molecular function: monooxygenase activity; FAD binding. NCBI's taxonomy places the organism in Eukaryota, Fungi, Ascomycota, Eurotiomycetes, Eurotiales, Aspergillaceae.
AUGGCCACUCAUGAAGACGUGGCAAUUAUUGGCGCUGGUCUUUCAGGCCUCGUUCUAGCAUUGUCUCUACACCGACAGAACAUACCCUGCACCAUAUACGAGCUCAGGCCUGCACCACUGGAUAUUGGAGGUGCUAUUACCAUCUCCCCAAAUGCACUACAAAUCAUCGACAAGCUUGGUCUAUAUGAGAAUGUUAUGAGUGAGGGGUACGCGUGCGAAGCUUUUCAUUUCCGUUCCCAGGAUGGUGAGCUUCUCGAUACCUAUGAGAUUGGAAGCUUGGAAAAAUACGGGUACCCCGGCCUUCGCGUCUACAGAAAAGUCCUGAUUAGAGAACUCCUCGCGAAAUGUGCGGAGAAGAAGAUUCAAAUCAUCUUUGGCAAAAAGUUCACUCGGAUCUUAUCCGAGUCCAAAGCUGGGGUGACCUGGGAAUUUGACGACGGUACUGUUGGCCAAGCGGCCAGCCUCGUGGGUACCGAUGGAAUUCACUCCCGUGUUCGCUCUUAUCUUCAUGGCGAUGUUCAGCCCAAGUUCGUGAAUGUCUUGGCAAUUGGAGCCACAAUCCCGACCAGUCGAGUCACACUGCCCGAGGACUACGGCUUGCCUGUCACCAUCAUGAGCAAGACACAUGGCGCUUACAUCCUGGCCCCCAACCUUUCUGAUGGUUCUGAGCUGGUUAUUGUGAAGCAGAGAAGAAUCGAGGAACGUAAUCGAGAAGGUUGGAGGGAUCUCUUGGCCGACAAAGAAGGAUCUGUUGAUUUUCUUCUUCAAGGGGUGGAGGAUUUCCCAGACAUUGUUCGUCAGGCCGUCUCAGCGGUUACACCAGAGUCAGUAUCUAUCUGGCCGUUUUAUCAAGUCCCGAAAAUGGACAAGUGGACGUCAGAAGGAGGCCGAGUUUCGAUCCUUGGAGAUGCUGCACAUGCCAUUCCUCCUUCGUCAGGACAAGGGGCCAAUCAAGUGUUUGAAGAUGCCUUUACAUAUGCCCUCGUGCGUGGUCAGUGCAGCGAGGCUUCCCUAAAUUCUGUUUUGGCAAAAUGGCAACGCGGUCGGCAGGAAAGGAUUGACCGUUUGAUUGUUCUAGCGCAACAGAUGAAUGUCCGUCGCCUGCCCGAAUCGACGGAACAUGGGCUCAACGAGGUAGUUGGAACGGAAGAUUUUAACAUGGACUGGCUUUUUAAGCCUGACCUUGAUAAGAUGGUCAAAACAUGGCUCACCGUUUGA